CUGCUGGCCGGCUCCUCGGCCCGCGCCGAUCCCGGCGACCCUCGCGUCGUCCAGCUGCCGGGCGACGUGACCUUCGGCGGCCUCUUCCCCAUGCACGAGCAGCGCAGCAAGGGCGGCCAGGCGUCCUGCGGCAAGAUCAAGGAGGAGAAGGGCAUCCAGCGCAUGGAGGCGAUGCUCUGGGCGGUGGACGAGAUCAACCGAGACGCCGACCUGCUCCCAGGAAUCAAUAUCGGCGUCCGCAUACUGGACACGUGCAGCAGCGGCACGUACGCGCUCGACCAGUCCAUGGAGUUUGUCAGGAGCAACAUGAACCAGGGCUCCGGCUCGUACUCAGUGUGCGAGACAAACGCCACGAAGCCGAAGCCAGUCUCCGGCGUCAUCGGAGCGGCGUUCAGCGGGGUCAGCAUCAACGUGGCCAAAAUCCUGCGGCUCUUCAAGAUCCCGCAGAUCAGCUAUGCGUCGACCAGCACCGAGCUGUCGGACAAGACCCGCUUCGAGUACUUCUCGCGCGUCGUGCCGCCCGACCUGCUGCAGGCGCAGGCCAUGGUGCACGUGGUGCGCGCGCUCGGCUGGGAGUACGUCAGCACGGUGGCCGUGGAGGGCGACUACGGCGAGAAGGGCAUAUCUUCGUUCACUCGACUUGCGGCCGAGGAGGGCAUCUGCGUGGCCGUGACGGAGAAGAUCGCCAGGAACUCGCGCGAGGUCGACUUCGACAGCACCAUCGCCCACCUGGCCACCCGUCCUAGCGCGCGCGGUGUCAUCAUGUUCGUCGACGAGGACAACAUCAGGAAGCUGCUGGCGGCGGCCGUGCGUGCCAACAUCACCGACCGCUUCCUCUGGGUGGCCAGUGACUCCUGGGGCGCCAAGGUACACCCCGUGAGGAACCAGGAGCACGUGGCCGAGGGCGCCAUCACCAUCCUGCCGCAGCGCACGACUGUCCCCGGGUUCGACGAGUACUUCAAGCUGCUGCGGCCUUGGGUGCGCCCCGGGGACUGCAGGUCCGGCAAGUCGCGCAAGCGCAACAUCAUGAACAACAACAUCAACAACAUCAACUGCCGCAACGUCUGGUUCCGCGAGUUCUGGAGCCAGCUUUUCAACUGCACCUUCGACAAGACGGACAGAGCUGGCAACAGGUGCAGCGGCCGCGAGGAACUCACCAAGUACAAGCAGGAGGGGCUCGUGCCGUUUGUAGUGGACGCCGUGUACGCGCUGGCCCACGCGCUGCACAACAUGAUCCUGGCGAAGUGCGGCUCGAUCCGCCUCUGCGACGAGCUGCGGCCGGUGCCAGCCGGCCAGGAGCUGCUCCAGUACAUCCGUAACGUUUCCUUCAUCGGUAAGCAGAAACGACAAGUUCGUUUCGACGAAAACGGUGACGCGACUGGCUUCUACAACAUCUACCAGUUCCAGAAGAGGGAUGGGAAGUACGAAUACUACCAAAUCGGUGAAUGGGUCGAAAGUCUGAACAACUUGAGCACGAGCAAGAUGAAGUGGCGCGGAGACACGAACACGACUCCCUCCUCCAUCUGCAGCACGCCGUGCCCUUUGGGCAAGAUCCGAAACUAUCAAGAUGCCUGCUGCUGGAGCUGCGUCAAGUGCCCGGAGGGCGACCGGAUCGACAACGACACGUGCGUCGAGUGUCCGAUGGGCUUCCUGCCGACCGAGGACUACCGCUCCUGCUACCGGCUGACGGCCGAGUACAUGGUCUGGAGCUCCGGCUGGGCCAUUGUGCCCGUCGUAUUCAGCAGCCUGGGCAUCGUCGUCACGCUGUGCACCAUCGCCGUGUUCCUGCGCUUCAACAACACGCCCGUCAUCAAGGCGUCCGGCCGCGAGCUGUGCUACGUCCUGCUCUGCGGCAUCGUCGUCUGCUACGCCAUGACGUUCAUCAUCCUGAUGAAGCCGACGGUGGUGUCCUGCACGCUGCUCCGCAUCGGACUCGGGCUCUGCCUCAACAUCUGCUACAGCGCUCUGCUCACCAAGACCAACAGAAUAUCUCGAAUUUUCAACAUGGGGAUGAAAAGCAUAAAACGGCCUUCGUACACCUCUCCACGCUCGCAGAUUGCCAUCUGCUUCGGUAUGGUGUCCAUUCAGCUGAUCGGCAUAAUCGUCUGGCUGAUCCUGGAGCGCCCGUCCACCAAGGAAGUGUACCCGAACCGUCGAACGGCCGUGCUGACCUGCGGCAUCAGCAGCCUCUCGCAGGUCGUCUCACUCGGCUACAACAUGGUCAUGAUCGUGCUCUGUACCUGGUACGCCUUCAAGACGCGCAAGAUCCCGGAGAACUUCAACGAGGCCAAGUACAUCGGCUUCACCAUGUACAGCACGUGUAUCGUGUGGCUGGCGUUUGUGCCCAUCUACUUUACAACGCACAACGAGUACAAGGUUCAGCUGGCCAGUCUCUGCAUCUGCGUCACCAUCAGCGCCACGGUGGCGCUGCUCUGCCUCUUCACGCCCAAGCUCUACAUCGUCAUCUUCCAGCCCUACAAGAACGUGCGGCAGACCGGCGCCUCCAAUCAGAACUCAGCCGGACGGACGGGCAACAUGCGGUUCGCGCGCACACGGCAGAUCCCGACGGCCACCUCUCAGCUGACGCAGCUCAACUCGGCACCGGUCUCCUCCAUCUCACUGAACGUGAAGGCUCUGGCGGCCGCCGACGCCCGCAGUCUGGACCGGAUGCUGGACCGUCUGGAGCUGAGCGAGUCGGUCCGCCGCAGCGCCAGCGCCUUCUUCAGCACCGCCGAGGAUAUCCAGAUCGUAAAGCAUGAGGAGAUCUGGAUCUGA
Pollicipes pollicipes is the source of this 2775-nucleotide messenger RNA. RefSeq names its product metabotropic glutamate receptor 2. The transcript is spliced from 15 exons. Gene Ontology annotation, cellular component: membrane. The annotation marks the transcript as partial. The record is from RefSeq and is a predicted model, not a curated record. NCBI's taxonomy places the organism in Eukaryota, Metazoa, Arthropoda, Thecostraca, Pollicipedomorpha, Pollicipedidae. Gene Ontology annotation, molecular function: G protein-coupled receptor activity. Gene Ontology annotation, biological process: G protein-coupled receptor signaling pathway.